Molecule: messenger RNA, 7978 nt
Organism: Bombyx mori (domestic silkworm)
Lineage: Eukaryota; Metazoa; Arthropoda; Insecta; Lepidoptera; Bombycidae
Product: TAR DNA-binding protein 43
Exons: 1
Coding region: 373-1608 (411 amino acids)
Biological process (GO): regulation of gene expression
Cellular component (GO): nucleoplasm; chromatin
Molecular function (GO): RNA binding
Source: RefSeq, a predicted model, not a curated record
GUUUUCAAUCUUCGAGUAGGACGCACAGUGUCUAGAUUUUUGUAUUGCUAUGACCAAAAAAAAACAAAGUAUGUGAGUGAUGUAAAAUGUCAAUUUUAGAAAGUUGUCUAUUACUAUACUCCAACUUCUCAAUAUUGAUACUUCCAUGCCCUGAAAAUCACUUUGAUAUUUUCUAAAUUUAUUGUUCAAAACCUUUUGGUUAACAUAUGUUUUCAACCUGCAAAUUGCAAUGGGUUCGUAACCCGUAGGUGACGUUUAAUUAAAUUUUAUUUAUUUUAGAUGAAGUUAAAUUAUACAAUUUUCUAGUAAUAAGUAUAGUUAUUGUGUUAAUUUUCAUCAGAUUUUAACUAUAUUGUUCAUGAAGAAUAAAUAAUGUCUUUCGAGUAUUUGCCCGUUGCUGAAGACGAAAAUGAAGAACCCAUAGAACUGCCUAUCGAAGAAGAUGGAGCUUUGAUGCUAUCGACUGUGUCUGCACAGUUUCCAGGUUGCUGCGGAUUGAAAUAUCGACACCCUGAAACGAAAACCAUCAGGGGAAUUCGACUAAGAGAUGGUCGACUAUAUCCUCCUCCAGAAGGAUGGGGAAAUUAUUUGUAUAUAUGUAGUUUUCCUAAAGAAAAUAAACGCAAACUUGGUGAAAAUUCCGAGUCCACAAUUAUGAGACAUAAAAGAAAUGACACCUUAUGUUCGGACCUGAUAGUUUUGGGACUCCCUUGGAAAGCCACAGAGCAGACAGUGCGAGAAUAUUUUGAAAAAUUUGGUGAAGUAUUAAUGGCUCAGCUGAAAAGAGACCCAAAAACGGGAAUGUCUAAAGGUUUCGCUUUUAUUCGAUUUGCAUCUUAUACAUCCCAAAUGAGAGUUCUUGCUCAAAGGCACAUGAUUGAUGGGAGGUGGUGUGAUGUAAGGAUACCAAAUUCCAAAGAAGGAUCUAUACCAUCUAUGCCUUGUAAAGUUUUUGUUGGCCGCUGUACUGAAGAAUUAUCUGCCAAUGACUUGAGAGAGUAUUUUUCUCAAUUUGGAGAAGUUACUGAUGUGUUCAUCCCAAAACCAUUUAGGGCAUUCAGUUUUAUAACAUUUCUUGACCCAGAAGUUGCGCAGAGUCUAUGUGGGCAAGACCAUAUAAUAAAAGGUGUUUCUGUUAAUGUUUCGAAUGCAUCUCCAAAGCAAAACAAAAGUGGUACAAACCAACGUGCCAUGCCUAGUAGAAGUUAUGAUGAAGGUCAUCCACACAAUGUGUCUAAUAAUAAUUCUUGGAGCAACCGAAACAUGGAUAUGGUUAAUAUGCAAGCACUUGGUAUGUCUGGUCAACAUGGACAAACAGCUGUAGCUGGUGGUGGAGGACAAGCACAAGGUGGCAGUAUGCCUAUAGGAAUGGGAGGACUACCUGUAAAUCAAGCUUUAGUAGCAGCAGCUCUUAACCAGGCAGCUGGUUGGGGUCUUAUCAACAACAUCCCUUCAGGUGCAUCAGAACAAGGUGCCUUUGCUGGUCCAGCAUCAUCGGCACCUCCAGCACCACCAAACUUCCUGUCUUGGAUGCAACAAGGUAAUUCAGCACAAGGACCCUCUAGUCAGUGGGGACAAAGACAUCAGUCCCAAGGCCACUCUGUCUGAUCAAUAUUUCGACAAGCUCACAAUAAUCUCUGUGAUUGUAGCAACAUUUUUUAGAUAAAUAGUACUUGUUUUUCUCUUCAGUAAAAGAUGGGUUGUUGUUGGUGGCAAGUGGUUAACCUAAAAAUUUGCUAAUGAUGUUAUUUAUUUAUGGAAUUGCUUGUUUUCAAUUUUGUUCUUAUGAAUUUUAUCCUAGAUAGAUAAAAUUAUGCACCAUAACAAAACAUAACACUUUACAAGCAGUUUCUGUAUAAAAAUUAUGUAAUACUUGUAUCAUAUGUUUUAGAUUAAGAUUGUUGUUGUGCUUUUAUUUGUCAUUUCAUAUUACUACUUAAAAAUACUAAUAAAUAUCGACAUAACUAAUUAGAGCUGAGAUGUAAUCAACAGAUUCCUCAACUUUGAGGUAGAUUUUUGUAAUUUUUACAUUGUCAUGUUUAGGGCCGUCCGUCCAUAAAUGAGAUAAUGGUAGGUAAAGUAAUAUAACCAUCUAAGUACAAAAUUAACAGUAACUUCCCUUAAUAAAUCUAAGAACAGAAUUUACAUUAAAAUGAUGUUUUGAAAAAUAUUCACAUCUUUAUGACUAUACAAUUACAAUUUAAUUUAAAACACGGCAAUUCUGUUCUCUAUGACAAAUAAUAUUUAUCAGCAAGUUUGGAUUUGUUUGAAUUCAUUCUUACUUUGUACACUAAUAGUACCAUAGAUGUACAGAUAAUAUCAUAAUUACAAUGUAACUUGCAAUCACUAAUCUGAAAUCUCAUACCAUUUGUAAGAGCUAGCUAGACCUUACAUUAGGAAAUACAAAUGGAUAUGAAAAAGUUACUGCAAAAUUACCUAAAUCCUAUUAUAAUUUAUAAAAAAAAAUUGCUGAUUAUAAACAAGUCCUAUUUUAGAAAAUGCAGGUGUUACUUUUAUCUCUAUCCCAUAUUUUCAAGGACAAUAACAAGAACUCAAACUGUUACAUAAUUAUAAUAUAUAAAAGCCUAUAAAAAUGUUGAAAUUGAAUAAAUGUCUAUUUUUAAAUCUAUUUGAUGCUAAUCAUACUUAAGAACAGUCACAAUCGAGAUGAAAAUAUGUUAAAAUGUGGACUAUAAAAUUUCGUUAAAAUUAGCAUUCAAUUUAUAUGUACAAUGAUAUAAAAUAUACACACUUUGGCAAAAAAAAAUGUAUAUAGGAUAGAUAGUAUGAUAAAUGUUAUUUUGAAAUUAGCGAUAUAUGUAUAUCAUAUCACAUAUUGUGCUACAGUCAAUUUAAUCCAACAAUUUGCCUUAUUACAAAAAUAGAUACUCUGUUUGAAAGUUUAUUAGAUAGUAUACAAGUGUUGUUAUAUUGAAAAAUACAUUUAAAAAAAUAGUAUACUCAUUCAUUUUAAAAAUAUAAAGCUAAAUAAGAUAAAAAUCUGUGCCUCAUAACCAACUAAACAAAAUAAAAGUUUGUAGAUAGUUUAAUAAUUGUUAUUUUUUUAAUAUAUUUAAAAAAAGUAAAGGUACUUGUGACAACUUGAAAAGAAAAAUAAAAAAUAGGAUGUAUUAUAAAAGUUACCAAAAUCAUUAAACAUUCAGUUAUAAAUGGUCAUUUUAAUGACUUUAAGUUACCUAAAAUAAAAACAUAACAUAUUAAUAAAAUGCUUAGGGUCUAUAAAUAUUGAUUGAGUGAAGUACUGACAUGUGUAUCAUACAUACUCUUUUUAUCCGACUGUUACAAAUGUAUGCUUUUGGGUUAUUGUAAUGUUAUUUUUUAACAACAGACUGUUAUAUUCGUGCAUUGUCUAGUGAAGGAUAAAGUUUAUUAAUUGUUAUCAUUGUUUAUCAAAUAACGUUGUUUAUUUUUUUGUUAUGUGUGUUUCUUCUGGUGUAUGUGACAAUGAUGCUAUAAGUAUAACAGGUGUAGAUAAGCCACCGACGUAACAAUCUACCUUACAAAUGGCACUUUAUAAACAAUGUAAUAUUGUAAAGUCACACUAUUAGAUAACACAGAGAAGAACCUAGGUCGUAAAACUGUUGAAAAAGGAACACUUCUAGGUAUCUUAAUUACGACCUCGAAUUAGGUAUAACCAUAUCUAGACUCCUCCUUCCCGUCACUUGGGAUCUAUUCUAUAAUCUUCAUAGGUACUAAAAAUAUAGUAAUGACACAGGUUUUGAUUUAGGGAAUUCCGAGUUAAAUUGUACACUAAAAUUCGUUUUCCCUUCUUUUUUUUUUAAAAAAUCUCUUUUUGGCACUUUGGAAAUUAAAAUUAAUGUCGCCGUGAGAUAUUUUGUGCCAUGUCUCUUAACGUAAUGCCAUUUCUGUUUGACAUGACAAGAUUUGACUUUGCAUCCUCAGAUUGUUAAUGCUUAACUACACCUUACAUAUAACGUCACAGGGAUGUGGGUAGGUACCGUAUGUAAAAUUAUUUUUUUAUGCAAACGAUAGAUAUUUUAUAGCUGUAAAAUGGGAUCGUUAUUUGAAUUGGAAAAUAUAGAUAUAGAGGUAGGAUUCGAUAGACUGUAAAAUUUAAAAGAAAUGAUUUAUUUGCAAGACUGUAGGCACAACACCUAACUAUUGACUAUUUAGCCUGAAAGGCAAUUAGAAAACACUCGAAAAACCAACAGUCUUCUACUAAACUCGCAAAUCACGAAAAUAAGAUUAUUAUCACUGAGUGGUUCAAACGAAUUGGGUAGGUUCAAUUUUUAAGUAAAAAACCAAAACCUGUAGUGAAUUAAGUUUAUAACUCUGAAAGAUGUAUAUCUGUUCGAAACAAAAAAAAACUACCCAUGUCUAAAUAACGAAACAGUCUUAGGGAAAAUAUAUCUAACCCUAUUUAAGCGUAUGUAUCAAAUAUCCUAGGUAUAGUUUCAAAUUAUAUCGAAUGAACGUGAUGAAAACUUCGUAAAGAUGAUGAAGAUCACACACAUAUAUGCCAUGCCUAUUUAUAAAAGUGCAAGUAAAAUUGUUAACUCAAUUAAUAAAAAUUGUAUGUUUAAAUUUCCUCGCUAUAACUAUUAUAAAUUUUAAAAACAUCAAAUUUUGGAAUUCUGUCUUACAAACGUAAUUUUACAUCCUAAACUAGAGAGUAAAUCUCGCAAUUUUUGUUUUUAAUUUUUAUACUUGCUACGUACUAGCUACGUACUACAAUACUAUGGAUGGAGGGUAGAAGUACAUACCUACAAUACGACCGAAAAUUAUAUAUUAUUAUAUAAAGUCAUUUAGGUUACGUACCUGCCUACUAUAGUUUAUUAAAUUAAAAAUAAUAAUUAAAAAUGAAAACCAACACACAUGCACACUUGUAAUUUUAUAUUUGAUUUUCAACAAAAAAUAUUCACAAUUAAAAUCUCUUGGUAUUGUUCCCUUUUGGAAUAUAAUAGUAGUAGAUUAUUUGCUAAUUUCACCGUCACGCCUUGGCGGUUAUUGCUACGGCAGUCGACAAAAGCACAGCUUUCAAAAAUAAUGCCUUAAAUAAACAUUAAAUUAUUUAACACUUCAAUUACAUAUGUGUACGUGUAAUAAUAAUAUGUACAUUGCUACUUUUCUUUUUUGCUUGAAUUAAAAAUAAUUAUUAUAAAGCGCGUUAGUGUGUCAAAGUGCAGUGGUGAUCGGAAAAGCUGCGCGCGGCUUACUGUUACCUGCGGUAUAUAAUUAUUUAUUUAUUAAUUUUAUGUUUAUAUUAUUUAAUUUCAUAUAUCAACCAUUUGUUAAUCGGUUUUAAUUAUAUGAGUGUUGUUUUUUAUUUGUAAAGAAUAAUACAAAGUUAUGGGUGUUGAGUUAUAGUAUCGCAUUAAAUUUUAAUAACAAAAAAAUAUUCUUUUUUAUGAUAUAUUUUAUUUUAUGUGUAAAAUCGACGAUACAUAAAACGAUUAUUAUCCGAUUUAUCAACUUUCAGGCUACUGAAUUUAGUAUAAACAUACAUGAUAGUACUUUAAUAUUUCAAAGGCUACGGUACAGGGCCGUACCUAAAUUUAUGCAUAGUAAGUAUGCAUAUUAAAUAGUAAAUUAACAUUACAAAAUUCGAACAUAGAGAUGGAUCCCUGAGAUGAUGGCACUAUUGUUCAACAAAUUCAACCGUCUCAUGGCGUCCAAUGUCUGCCUUCACUAAAUUUGAACUUACUAAAACAGGUAUUUAUGCUUAGCUUAUCAAAUUAACGGGUUUCAACUUCGGGUGCGAUCGUUUGACACUGGAUUUGCUUUGUGACAUUAUUCACUUUAUUUACUUUGGACAUGUGUUAUCAACAUUAUCGUCCACUAUAAGACUUAUCCUGUAAUCUACUAUCAAAGCCACUCGUAUUAUUCAAAUAUAAGUUACAAGACUACAAGCUGUAUUGAAAACGUUCUCGAAAACGACACCAUCACGUUAAGGAUUACUAAUACGGUACAACCGAAAAUGAUCGACAAUUUUAUUUUACUAUUUACAGUUUUUAGCACGUAAUGUAGGUAACACAGUUAAGAAUCAACUGCCAAUCUGCCAAUCUCUUCUAUCAGCCAUCAGCUCAACACUCCAUCCAUGUCUUCUUCGGUCGACCUCUUCUAAACCCUUCUCCUCUGAAUUCCUCUAAAACCUCUUUUGUUUAAUUUAUAUUUAAAACUGAUUUUUAUUGUUUAUGUACAGAACAAUUUUGGUUUAAAAAUUCAAACAAAAAAAUAAUGAAAUGCGAAUUAUAUAUGUCUCUUAACACUUAAAAUUAUGAAAUUGGAUUGAAAUUCUAAUUGCCAUUCAGUUUAUCGAAAAUACAACAAUAAAUUGUUCAUUUAAUGAACUUUUCAUCUUAGUCAUCAUGAAAGUCUCGUUUAGUUGAAGAAAAAUGCCGAUUACCGAAAUUUUCACACAAACUUCUAUAAAUUAGAUUGCAACCAACCUCAUAUAGGUUAACAAGGUGCUUUGCGUUAUGGUUCUUUCAAGAAUCAUAAUGUGUAAAAAUAAAGUAAGAAAAUUUUAAAUUAUUUGUUUUGUAAUGUGAAUAAUAAUGCGUAUGUUAUCUGAUGAUAUGCUGUGUACAAUGUAAAUGUUAUGAAAUGAGGUCCCAGUGGUUUUUUUAACUAUUUUAGUAAAGUGCCUAAUAAAGUGUUUUUAUGUUGAAAGUUUAAAUCGUUCAGCACAUAAAGGUAGUUUUCCAAUUACAGCAAAAGAGCGCAUUAUGCGACAUAAUGCUCAACGUUGAAUGUUCCAACUACAGCAACGCUUCGCACAAUCGAGCACUCUCAAAAUCUCGCGUGAUACUCGCAAUCGAUACCGACUCAGUAACAGAAAAUUGACAAGUGUUUUUUCUUUAAGUUGGCAUUGAUUGAAAUUUUGUUUAUAUUAUCGUUAGUAAUAUUAUUUAAUGUUGAAAAAAAUUGUAAGGCUUUCGUUUCGUCGUAGUUUCUUAGAAAUAAUCAAUGUUAAUUAAAACUGUGCUAACUUAGCGCACUCUGCUGAUGCAUUAGAAAACUAAUUCACGUUCCAAUUAAGCUUCAGCAUAAUUCGGUAUUGUGCGUCACUGAGUCGCAUUAUGCUCUGUAAUUGGAAAACUACCGAAGCUAUAUUUCUGUUUUAUGGUGUGCGGAAUGGUUAGCUUCUUGAUCAAUCGAUUUUAUCUAAUUAAAAUCGCAAUAAAAUGCUUUGUCAAAUUCACGGGACACCACAGAUUUAAAUUACCUUGUUUGGGCAAAAUAACCUACGAACCGACUGACAGUAACAAUAGUAAUAAAAAAAGCCGAUAGCCGCUAGAGAAAUAAUUAGUGCUCCUUUUUUACAUUAAAUAAUUACAUUUAAAAAGAAUCUGACCGCAAUUCUAUUGGUUAUGAAAACUGUAAAGUAAUUAUUCAAAAUUUUGGAAAUGAUAAUUUAACCGUAAGCUCAAUAUUAAUUAAAAAAAUACAUAGAGGCCUUUUAAAUAAAUGACGUCUCCAGUAAAAACUUAAUAUUUUAUGAACUUAGGAGAUCGACUUGAUUUACUUAACGGACGCCAAAUUAUUUCUCUAGUUCGAACACUGUAUCCUAAACUAUAUAGACUAGUUAAACAAUACAAAAUAAAUACUUAUAGACUAUUGUAAUAGUACCAACACUACUAACAUAGAAAUAAGUCUAGGAGUCAAGUACCCUGGUGAGGCAGAGCAGCCGGCAUAAUAAAUAAUUUAUUUUUAUUUUGUUCGUGUGGUCGCUGAAAGAAAAAAAUUUAUAUUUCUGCCGUAUUUUCUAUUGGAAAUAGAUAUUUGUAGCUAUUACUACGAUUGAAGUGGUCAUUGUAUGGAUAAUGUUGAGGUCUUUUUACCAGGAAGCACCCUCGUUGUUUAUCUACUUUUAAGUUGUGUUUUUCCUCAGAGAUAAUAAAAUAAUAUAUAAUAAUGCUAAGCUGUACUUUAAAUUAUGGUUUGAGUGUGAAAAAUAAUUAUGGACAUGAAAUAAAAUUUAUUUAGCGUUGCA